Psylliodes chrysocephalus is the source of this 4337-nucleotide messenger RNA. Lineage: Eukaryota; Metazoa; Arthropoda; Insecta; Coleoptera; Chrysomelidae. The record is from the annotation of a GenBank genome assembly.
UUAUUUUAAUUACCCCAAAUUUUUUACUUUCUUCUACGAUAUCCAUCGAAUCAUUUCCAUCAGAUUUUGUUUCUGCUUGAAUUUGCAUGCUGUUGACAUUAAACGUUUUCAACAGUUCUUUAUUUAUAACACAACUGUGUAAAAGCCUAGAAAACAGUUCCGCGUCCGAUACUGGUAUCUCUUUUUUAAGUUUGAUAUUCUGUUUUUCGACCGCCAUUAAAGAAUAUACACUCGAAAUUGUUAAUGGACUUAUUUUCGGGUACAUCAGUGUCCAAAAAGCGGGCUCAUUGAACACUGUAAUGCCCGAUAAAAAAAUAUAUUUGUUAAAAUGGGAGAGUGUGCCCGCUAUGGUGCCAGUCCAUUUUUUCUUUUUCUUAAAAUCGCUAGGAAAGAGUAUUUCCCAAUUUUUAUCUAUAAAAGUAGCGACGUGAUGUCUCCAAUGGAAGAAGCCUUUUCUAGCUAGUCCCGGGCUUUUAUGUUGCAAGUGAUAUAGAACUAACACUAUUAUUUGAAGCCUAAAACGUUUGAAAUAAUACUUGCAGCAUUCUAUACAAUUAUCCAUUGUAAAUACUAAUUUUAAAUUGAAUAAUUAACUUACCAAGAGAGUCUAAUUCUUACAAAACUUUCGGUAUUAUCGGAUGAACAUUCAUAACAAAUAAAAGCAUGAAAGGUGUCUCCAUAGAGACCUCCUGGUACUGAGCCUCUUUUCAAACAUUUGAUAUGUAUAUAACAUUUGCAUUUUGUGCAUUCUAGACCUUCGUCAGCUGAUAAUUCUAAUCUAUCACCACAGUUUUUACAAAAUUUGUCUACGGUAAAUGCUUCCAUUUCUUAUUUAUAUACAAAGACAUAACCUCAAACCCCUGAUAAAGUCAAAUUAAAAAAAGAAGAAUUAUGAAAUGAAGAAUUAACACGAGUUCGACAAUUCAAAAUGGUGCAGGACAGGAGUUAUUUUUGUUACAGACUGUGAGUAAUUGCAACUGUAGCAAGGAACUAUGCUAAAUCUAUCGUGUAAAGAGUAUAAAAAAGGGGCUAGGGUUAGAUAGACGAGUGUUAAUCAAAGAUCCAGGAUCAAAGCCUUUUUGUUCUGUGUUCAUUACGCAAAAGUUAUCGAAUUCGGCUCGGGUUUCGAAAAGAAACAGUGUUGCCAAUUCGAUUCUUCUAACGCUAAGAAUUAUUUUGACGUUUUUGUUGAAUUGAGGUUAUAUUUAUUUAUUCUGAUGAAAAAAUGUCAAAACAAAGAUAUUAAAAAUAUUAGAAUUGGUUAGUCAGCAGGGUAUACGUGUCAGGAUGAGAUAAAAUAUAUAGUUCAAGGGUUUCAUCAGUCUUUCUAGUUUUUUAUUUGUAACGGCUGUUUGCCUUUAUUUAUUUGAAAAAUGUUGAAAGCAGUGAUUUUAAUAGGCGGUCCACAAAAAGGAACCAGGUUUAGGCCUCUAUCUUUGGAUAUUCCAAAACCUCUUUUUCCUGUAGCUGGCUUACCGCUGGUACAGCACUUGAUAGAAGCAUGCCUUGCAAUUGAAGGACUAAAAGAGAUACUGCUCAUUGGUUUUUACUCUUCAUCACAAAUACAACCUUUCGCCAAUGAAAUGCAACACCAAUACAAUGUAACCAUCAAAUAUCUCCAAGAGUUUAUAGCUUUGGGUACAGCAGGUGGGCUGUAUCACUUCCGUGAUCAAAUUCGCUUUGGGAAUCCAGAAGCAUUUUUCGUCAUCAAUGGAGAUGUGUGCUCUGAUUUUCCUUUGGCAGAACUUUAUACGUUUCAUAAAGAACAAAUGGUCAAUGAAAAAGCUCUGGUUACUAUUAUGGGUACAGAAGCCACUCGUCACCAGUCUCUGAAUUACGGUUGCAUUGUCACCAACAAAGAAACGAACGAGGUGACCCAUUAUGUAGAAAAACCCAGUUCUUAUGUUUCAACGUUAAUAAAUUGCGGCGUUUAUGUCUUUUCACCAGAAAUCUUUCAAACCAUCGGUGCAGUUAACCUCAAGCAACAAGAACAUUACAGAAACGGCUACAGCAAUGGUACCAAAGAAGCCGGCUACAUACAGCUAGAACAAGAAAUCUUGGCACCUCUAGCAGGAAGCGGCCAAAUUUUCGCGCUGCCUGUCACCAAUUGGUGGUCGCAAUUGAAGACAGCUGGUUCAGCGAUUUACGCCAAUCGUCAUUAUCUUCAAUUGUACAAAACGAAGCAUCCGGAACGAUUGUACAACUCGUCGGGGGCUGGCGGGGAGACUUGCAUGAUUUAUCCCGACGUCCAUAUCGAUCGUACGGCUCAUAUUCAUCCGUCAGCUGUGCUAGGACCAAACGUCAGUAUAGGUCCGGGAGUGACCAUAGGUGCCGGAGUUAGAAUCAGAGAAAGCAUAGUGUUAUCCGACGCCACCAUAGAGGAUCACAGUUUAGUUUUGCACAGCAUAAUCGGCCGUGGAUCGCACGUGGGAAGAUGGGCGAGAGUCGAGGGUACCCCAUCAGAUCCCGAUCCCAAUAAACCGUUCGCAAAAAUGGAGAAUCGACCAUUGUUCAAUAAAGAUGGCAGAUUGAAUCCGUCAAUUACCAUCUUAGGUUGUUCUGUGAGCGUACCGGCCGAAACCAUUUUGUUGAAUUCAGUGGUGCUUCCCAACAAGGAAUUAUCUAGAAGCAUAAAGAACGAAAUUAUUUUAUAGUUGGUAACGGCAGGGACAUACGAGCACAAAACGAUUUUAUUUACAAUGACAGUCAAUUUAAUUGAAAACAGGAAAAAAAGAUUUUUAUUUGUACAAAAAUAUUUUAUAUAUUUUAUUUUUUAAUUUGUAAUCAUUCCAGACUGAUGUGUAACAUAUAAGUAACAAACAUUGUUUUAUUUAAUUCCUAAUUUACAUUUAAAAAGAUAUUUGCAGAUCCCUGUGGAGUGGGGAAAGAAGAAGGAUAAUAGACAUGAGCCUUCGAGCCCGUUUUAUAUCUUUGUGGUAAACAAAUUUAACAAAAUAAAUAAUUAUAGUUUGGUGAAGUAGUUGAAAGUUGAACAUCAAGGUUUAAUUGGUCAAAGACCGACAGCAGUACUAAGUAGUAUUUUAUUUAUCAAGUUCUACACGUUAACAACCAAUUAUCGAACAUGAGUAUACGAAUGAAUAUCUAUAUACAGGAUAUAAUUCAAUAAGUUACUUUAAACAAUAGAUAUAUUAGGUUACUACGAGCACAGGCCUUUAUGUAAAUUGAUAUGGGAAAUGGCUAAGCUCCAUUCUGGCAAUUUUUUGUCUCUUUCAAGGUCACAUGUCGAGGUUAUCAGUAAACAUGAUAACGUUAGCUCGCAGUUAGGUAACGUCUGGAAUCCAAGAUGACAGGCAUCGUUGACGUGAACAAUGAAAAAUAUAUAAGGUAAACGAAAAAACAAAUUCAAAAGGCAUUAACGUAUAUCUCCGUUAUUAUUGGUCCGAUUCAAACGGGAUAAACGGCAUUGUGAAGGAGGCGUUAAAUAGACUAACUCUUUUUUAACGAAUGUGAAUAUUGUCGCACUUCAAAUUUUUCGAGUACGAGUCCCGUCAGGAUGAAAGAACUCACGAGUACCAAUUACUCAGUACUUUGAGUACGCACGUACAAUUUACUCGAGUACUGCCCAGCUCUGCCUGGUGCCAAUUACAACAGAAUGCCCGUCAGCACGGGAGGUCCAACUAACAACGAUAUUUUGUCGCUGCACCAAGGAUUGUGAUAGUAGCUGUUAUGUUUUCAGUUGGUGUAAGGGAAUAAAACUACUAAACUUGUAGGCACGUUUUUUAUUUCCCUCCUUAGAACGAAUACCACAUAAUUACAUCAUUAUGUACGCGUCAUACACGCCGUUACCGCAGUUCGAUACAGUUUUACAGACAACCAUAACGUUCGGAGUCUAGGAGAAGAAGGUCGUGUGAUUUGUUCUUCUACCAGUGGUCUUGUACCACGCAUGUCCCAAUCUUUCAGGAAGUAGUAGGUUUACAGCGGGAACUAUGAAUCACAAUUCCUCCUUUCUUAAGUUUAAAUAAUAAAUUUAACCUUUGCCGUUGUUUUCUCAUCCUACUAGAUUUCCGAUAAGAUUGAGAAGUUUCCAAUAUAGGUUCUAUGUUUACAGUAUCUAAAAUUCAUCCUCACUAGAUAUUAACAAAUUAUCAUUACAUAAAGAGCCUUGUGCUUCAAUACAGAAUUUGUUAAAAUCAUCUUCAAAAAUAUUUGCUACUCCUGAUACAUUAAAAUUAUUCUCGUGAUCUAGGCUAACCUCUCUGAUAUUCCUACAUAUACAAUUAUCUAUUAAAAAAUUACAAACAUCACAAAAUAUCACUUGGCGAUUCGCUAAUGUGCUUGGUUUUACCAUAAUUUCUACAAUUUGCCCUAAAUUUUAC